GGCAGCGGGCCGCGCCAGGCUGGCAGCCCUUUCCUCAGGGCCCCGCCUGGUGCCAGCCCCCCCACCAGUGGGGGGACUACGCCUGGAAGCUGUCAUGGAGGCCCUGCAGAGACAGCAGGCAGCCCGACUGGCCCAGGGGGUGGGGCCAUUGGCCCCUCCAGGCCCACCACCACCACCACCACGACGUUCCUUUCCUGGAUCCCGGGCCGUGCAGGCCCCUGAGGGAGGGGUGGGGGAGGUUGGAGCUGAGGAAGAGGAGGAUGCCCAAGAGGAUGACGAAGGAGAGGAAGCUGGGGCAGAAGACCAGGCAGCGGAGGAGAGCCGUCCAGGGACCCAGAGCACCAGCUCACCCUCCAGCCAGCCCCCUGGACCUCAUCCCCAUGAGUGGACCUACGAGGAGCAGUUCAAGCAGCUGUACGAGCUCGAUGCAGACCCCAAGAGGAAAGAAUUUCUGGAUGACCUGUUUAGCUUCAUGCAGAAAAGGGGGACGCCAGUGAACCGUGUGCCCAUCAUGGCGAAGCAGGUGCUGGACCUGUACGCGCUGUUUCGCCUGGUGACGGCCAAGGGCGGGCUGGUGGAAGUGAUCAACCGCAAGGUGUGGCGAGAGGUCACGCGCGGCCUCAGCUUGCCCACCACCAUCACGUCGGCCGCCUUCACUCUACGCACCCAGUAUAUGAAGUAUCUGUACCCUUACGAGUGCGAGACGCGGGCGCUCAGCUCCCCGGGGGAGCUCCAAGCCGCCAUCGACAGCAACCGGCGCGAGGGCCGUCGUCAGGCUUACACCACCGGCUCGCUCUUCGGCGUGGCUGCGCAGCCCGCUCGCGGCACCCCUGGCCCCGCCUCGGGUGGCGGCCCCGCCCCACCCGCGCCCACGCCCACGCCCGCGCCCACGCCCACGCCUGGCCCCAGGUCUGCUCAGGGCUCCGCCUCCGGCCUGCCGGCACACGCCUGCGCGCAGCUGAGCCCGAGCCCCAUUAAAAAAGAGGAGAGUGGAAUUCCAACCCCUCGGCUGUCACUGCCUGUGGGCCUGGCCUUUGGACCUCCACGUGAGAAGAUGGCACCAGAGGAGCCCCCAGAGAAGAGGGCCGUGCUGAUGGGGCCCCUGGACCCACCUCGACACGGCGCACCCCCUGGUUUCCUGCCCCGUGGCAAGGUUCCCCUGAGGGGCGUCCUCUUUGCUCGUCGCCAGCCCAUGCCAGCUUCCCAGGGGCUAACCAACCCUGCACCCCCACCCCGAACAGGGCCCCCUUCCAGCACCUCACUCUGAGAGCUCCCACUCAAAAUUGAGUCCCAGUCCUUUGCUGAUGGGGGAGGAGACACCCCCCAACCCAUUCAUCCAGGGUGCCCGUUCUAGGACCCAGCCCUGGAGGUGACCAGUCACCCAGUAUGCCAUGUGUGGACUUGAAGCCAAAGAGAUUUCUUUUGAUGUUACAUCUACCUCAUUGCAAAAGAAGGGCACCUCCUCCCUCACCACCUCCAGUAGCAUCUACCAAAGAGUUCAGCCCCCAGUAACCCCCAUCAUCUCCUCAUGUGCUCCCCUGUGUCAGUGUCAUCUCUAGGACCCCACCUCUUCGAGUCAGAACUGCUUCUCUUCAGGAGCCAGGUGAAGGGUUGGGUUGGGGUGUCGUGAAGGAGAUGUCCAUCAGGUCACAUCUGGAUAAUAAAGCUGUGGUUCC
This is a messenger RNA of Hippopotamus amphibius kiboko, 1676 nucleotides long. It is a transcript of the gene ARID3C, whose product is annotated as AT-rich interaction domain 3C. The transcript is spliced from 7 exons. NCBI's taxonomy places the organism in Eukaryota, Metazoa, Chordata, Mammalia, Artiodactyla, Hippopotamidae. Bases 95 to 1267 code for a protein of 390 amino acids. Gene Ontology annotation, biological process: regulation of transcription by RNA polymerase II. Gene Ontology annotation, cellular component: nucleus. Gene Ontology annotation, molecular function: DNA binding. The record is from RefSeq and is a predicted model, not a curated record.